AUGGCCGCCGCCCUCGCCUCGCUACAGGCCGCCAUCGAGCGCAUCAUUCUCGACCCCAAGUACCAUGGCCUCCUCACCAUUGUCAAGGGCGCCCGCAACGGCGCCGUCUACGGCGCCAAGGUCCGCUUCCCCCAUGCCCUCGUCAUGGUCUUCCUCUUCCGCUCCGGCUCCAUCCAGCAGAAGAUCCAGCUGGUCUACAAGGCCACCCGCCAGCACGCCACAAACCUGGCAAAGUUCGCCACAAUCUACAAGACAACUUGUUACCUGCUCAAGACUUUCGGCCCAACGCCAGGAAAGGAGGGGACAUAUGACACUUUUAUCGCCGGUCUUCUCGGCGGCUACUUUGUCUUCGGCGGCCGAUCCCCCAGGACAGGCAAGAUCUCCUCGGUCAACCAGCAGAUUGUCAUCUACGUCUUUGCGCGCGUGGUCCUUGCCCUCGCCCGCCUCGCCGUCAAACCAGGGCACGGCCUCCCUGUCGUCUCGGAGCCCGCGCGGUCGGCCGUGAUCAACAAGUACGCCUGGCCCGUCUUUGCCGCGACCAGCUGGGCCUUUGUCAUGCACCUCUUCCGCCACCACGCCGAGGAGCUCCAGCCCAGCUUGCGCAGCAGCAUGAACUACAUCUACCUGCAGAGCAACGAGUGGGAUUCGCUGCGCAACCUGCUCUGGCACAAUCAGUAG
Messenger RNA from Microdochium trichocladiopsis, 678 nucleotides. RefSeq names its product peroxisomal membrane protein 4. The record is from RefSeq and is a predicted model, not a curated record. Lineage: Eukaryota; Fungi; Ascomycota; Sordariomycetes; Xylariales; Microdochiaceae. The coding region runs from base 1 to 678 and encodes 225 amino acids. The transcript has 2 exons. Gene Ontology annotation, cellular component: peroxisomal membrane.